Adineta steineri is the source of this 323-nucleotide messenger RNA. Lineage: Eukaryota; Metazoa; Rotifera; Eurotatoria; Adinetida; Adinetidae. The record is from the annotation of a GenBank genome assembly.
UUAAUUCAGAAGAUAAUAAUGUAUUCAACGAAUUUGAACAAGUAAACAAAAAUAAAACAGGAUACUAUAAAUUAUUACGUGUCAAAACAAGAAAAGAUAUUGUUUUUGGGUCAUUGAUGGGUAUGCCAAUGAAUGAGCGUGGAAAAAUUAUAUUAGAAUUUCUCACUGAUCUUUUUAUCGAAGCUAAUGCUGAUUUACAUGCCGGCACUCUAACGUCAAAUUGGUGUCGAUUGGUUGAUGAAAUGAGACUUGUACUUGGCAAGUUCAGUCCAUAUUAUACGCCUGAAAAUGGUCAUUUUCUUGGUUUGAGAAGAAGAAAAUGA